CUUCAAUCAGUUUCCCGCGUCCCGCAGCCGCAGCAAGUAGUAACAUUUUUGUUUACAUUCUUUUUUCCAUGAUUUUUCCUGUUUUACGCGGGUGAUUAAAAUUAAAUUUUGGCCAGAGUAAAUAGUGUUUCCCCCGAGAAAAAGUGACUGCCCGCCACCAUGCCGGAGUACCAGAUCAACGGCAUCGCGGUCAACUUCCCGUUCGAGCCGUACCAGGUGCAACGGGACUACAUGGCCCGGGUGAUCGAGUGCCUGCAGAACAGCACCAACGGCGUGCUGGAAUCGCCCACCGGCACGGGCAAAACGCUCAGCCUUCUGUGUUCCUCGCUGGCCUGGGUGCUGCACAAAAAGGCCCAGGUCCAGGCCAACAUGCGCACGAACAUUACCGAUCUGAAGGAGUUCGAGAUGGUGCAGAAGAAGAAGGUUGGCGGCGGUGAUGGAACGGGCUCGGGAAUGGACGAACUGUUGGACAAGCUGAACGAUGGCAGUGGCUCCGAGGGGGCCAAGUGGGGCGUGCCGAAAAUUAUCUACGCAUCGCGAACCCAUUCGCAGCUCACGCAGGUGAUGCAGGAAAUGAAGAACACCAGUUACAGUUUUAUGAAGGGAGUCGUGCUGGGAUCGCGCGAUCAGCUGUGCAUCCAUCCGGAAGUAUCCAAGGAGGAAGGAAAUGCGGUCAAAACCAACCUGUGCAAGGCUAAGAUUCAAUCGAGGACGUGUUCAUUCUACAGCCGAGUGGAAAGCUGCAAGGAGCGUCCGGAAGUGGUUACCACCGUGAUCAUGGACAUAGAAGAUCUCGUUAAGGUGGGGACCAAGGUCCGAGCUUGUCCCUUCUUCCUGUCCAAGGAACUGAUCGAAAGCGCCGAUAUUCUGUUCAUGCCGUACAACUACCUGCUGGACCCCAAGGUACGCAAGGCCAACAAUCUGGAACUGUCCAACACGAUUAUCAUUCUCGACGAGGCACAUAACGUGGAAAAAAUGUGCGAAGAAUCGGCGUCGAUGCAGAUCAGGUCGACGGAUAUUGCCCUGUGUAUCGAUGACAUCACCUCCAUCAUGAAGGUGAUGGACCAUUCGGUGGCCAUUCCGGAGGACGAUGAAACGAAGAAGGAUUUUACGAUCGAUGACUUGGCGCUGCUGAAGGAGAUGUUACUGAAGCUGGAGAAAACCGUUGACGAAAUUCCGAUGAUGUUCUCCCAGGGUGGUAAUACCUUUCCGGGGACGUAUAUAUUCGAGAUAUUUGAAAAAGCCAAUAUCAAGGAAGGCAACUACCACAUCAUCGCCCAACUGCUGGAGAACAUCAUCCAGUACAUUGCCACCAUCACGGAGAAGAACAACUUUGUGCGCCGUGGAGGUGGUUUGCAGAUCCUGGCGGAGGCGCUGUCCAUCAUAUUCGCCGGAAGUGGUCCGGAAUACCGGGCGUCGAUCGACAAGUGCUACAAGGUACACAUUGAGUUCGAGGAGCAGAAGAAGGCCCGGGGGAACGUACGGCAGGCGGAUGGCUGGACGGCGACGAAGCAGCUGGUGCCGUCGGUUAAGGCCAAUGCGAAGGUGGUUAGCUUUUGGUGUUUCAAUCCGGGUUUUGGGAUGAGGCAACUGUUGGGCAGGAACGCCAGGAGUAUAAUACUGACGAGUGGUACCUUGGCUCCGCUGAAGCCUUUGAUCAGUGAGCUGGACAUUCCUAUCGCGGUGAGAUUGGAGAACCCGCAUAUCAUCGAUGGCAGUCAGGUGUGCGUGAAGAUUGUGGGUCAGGGACCGGACAAGGAGAUGCUGAAUUCCAGCUACAGCAAUCGGGACAAUCCAAAGUAUAUUUCCAGCUUAGGGCGAACGAUUCUGUCGUUUUGCCCGAUCAUUCCUGGAGGAUUGCUGGUGUUCUUUCCUUCGUAUCCGCUGCUGAACAAAUGUCAGGAAGCGUGGCAGGAAACCGGAAUAUGGUCCCAGAUUAGCCGGACGAAACCGAUAUUUGUGGAACCUCGAGGAAAGGAUCAGUUCUUGAACACAAUGACUGAGUACUAUCAGAAGAUCAACGAUCCAGACGGGAAGGGAGCCGUGUUCAUGGCCGUCUGCCGAGGUAAAGUGUCCGAAGGGUUGGAUUUCGCAGAUAUGAACGGUCGGGCAGUAAUCAUCACCGGUUUGCCGUUUCCGCCUCUGAAGGACGCUCGUGUUAUACUGAAAAAGAAGUAUCUCCAAGAAGUUCGAACCAAGGAAAACGAAAUCAUUUCCGGUGACGAGUGGUACUCGUUGGAAGCAGCCCGAGCAGUGAACCAGGCCAUCGGACGAGUUAUCCGACACAAAAACGACUACGGAGCGAUUCUGUUGUGUGACAAUCGGUUCCACAAUCACCGUCAAAAGUCCCAACUCUCCUCCUGGAUACAGCGUCACGUGAACACGAGUCAGCACCAACACUUUGGUCCCAUCAUCGGUGAACUAUCCCGGUUCUUCCGAAAUGCCGAGAAAUCCCUCCCUCAAGCGAAGCUUUCCCGUAACAUUGUGCCCCUCGUGCAGGAACCCACGUCUCUCCCGGAGUGCACCAUCCCAGGCGCCCUCAUGGUCAACCGGGAUACCAAACGAAAACUGGACGACAUCCGGAAUAACUUCGUCCACAUCGAAAACUCCAACCAUGUGACCUACAGCAACACUUUCAACAUUUCCGACUACGAUCAGAAACACGGACCAGGCAAUGCCUCCGGACCGAAAAACUUCCUCACUCGACUGAACACCGAGGUCCGUUCGAUAGAUUUCAACGACAUGACGACGUACUCCAUGCCCAGCUCUUCCCAAACUGGCCAAGUUACCAUCCACCACCGGGAGCGAUCAACCGCAAAUUCGAGCUCCUCCGCAUCCACCUUCAGCCAAACGUCCCAAAAGAAGCGAAAGCUGGUCCUGAUCCCGCAGCAAGUCAUCAACCUGACCACCAGCGACGACGAAGCUGAUACCAAGACAUCCCCCACUGGUGACGAUCCCACCCGGCAGGCCCCGGAGGAUCGCGUCGAGCUGAUCAAGGUCAUCAAAACGUCCAUUCCGCUGGGCAAGUACCAGGCAUUCCUGACCACACUGACCAACUACAAUCGGGAACGGGACUUUGACGCCCUGAUUGAGGGAUUGCUGGUCGCGUUCGACCGGCCGGAGCUGUACUACCUGCUGAGAGCCAUGAGGCGGUUCGUCAAAGGAGAUCAUGAAGCGCGGUUCGAUGCCAAAAUUCAAGAGGUUUGCGGUAGAUGAUCGUAAUCAUCGAUCGUAGCCACGGAUCGCACGUAGUUGGGGCCAUCGAUGCUGUGCGCACAAACGAGUAGGUAUUGUGAUAUUGAUUGUUAGUGUGGGUGGAUGGGAGGAAUAGGCGGAUCGCUCGGAUUGCCCGGAGAUGUCCACGUCAAUGCUGCCCAUUCGAAGUGAUCUAGUAGUUUGUUUAAUAAAGUCGCUUUGAGAUAUCGUUAAGUUUUGUAAAAAGAAGUUGUUGAUUACUGUAUCCGAUAGCUUUCCUCAUCUCCUUUUCUCUUCUCGGCGUAACGUCCUCACUGGCACAAAACCUGCUUCUCAGCAAAGUAGUCUAGUCUAUGAGCCUUUUCAC
Messenger RNA from Aedes albopictus (Asian tiger mosquito), 3562 nucleotides. Its product is annotated as regulator of telomere elongation helicase 1 homolog. The transcript is spliced from 3 exons. NCBI's taxonomy places the organism in Eukaryota, Metazoa, Arthropoda, Insecta, Diptera, Culicidae. Gene Ontology annotation, cellular component: nucleus. Gene Ontology annotation, biological process: negative regulation of DNA recombination; DNA recombination; regulation of double-strand break repair via homologous recombination. Gene Ontology annotation, molecular function: DNA polymerase binding; hydrolase activity, acting on acid anhydrides, in phosphorus-containing anhydrides; DNA binding. The coding region runs from base 160 to 3216 and encodes 1018 amino acids. The record is from RefSeq and is a predicted model, not a curated record.